Trichobilharzia regenti is the source of this 537-nucleotide messenger RNA. Lineage: Eukaryota; Metazoa; Platyhelminthes; Trematoda; Strigeidida; Schistosomatidae. The record is from the annotation of a GenBank genome assembly.
AUCAAAAAUAUAGACGACUGUUUAACAUUACUUGUUACAAGCCAUGUCUAUGAAUCCUUUCAAAAAUUGUUUAAUCAACGAGAAUCUCAUUUUCAUAAUGUCACUAAAAGAAGACAAAUAGAAAAAUUAUUGAAACUCGAAGAAAAGAAACAAACAAAAUAAACCUCAGCAAAUGAUAUGAAGAAUAUUACAGCCAUACAUAACAUGUCAGACAAGAUACUAACCGAAAAUGAAAUCUCAUUACUACAGAAAGCUCUGAAUUUCAAUAUCACUAGAAAGCCAUUAUCGGUUCAGGAAAUAGCACCUAUGAUCGAACCUGCUCUACAACAACUCACCAAUGAAGAAUCACAAUCUGCUCGUCAAAAGAUAUCACACAUAUUAAUCACACAACGAAACAUACCAUCUAAUCUCACCAAACAAGAAUAUGAAGCCUUGAGAAAUUUGAAGAAGGACAAAAGCAUCGUUACAACGAAAACCGACAGGGGAAACGCGUCACUGAGGUAAUGAACAGAACGGAUUAUGAAAAGAAGGCGAUUA